AUGUAUCAGGAACUCUUCAAAAUAGGACACACUAUCCCUUAUCCCGAGGUCCAAAACACGGUCGACCUAGACGACGCCAACUUCUGGACAUGCGCUGCUUGUCGCCUCCCGAUAUUCUCCACCCCUUUCGUGGAAGAUAAAUUGGGGGGCAGCAAUCUCCUGCUUCACGAUCAAUGCUCCGACAAAUCUCUCCCUCCCCAACUCCCGGGCCAUCCCCUGCACCCCAGGGACCCCUCAUCCUCCGACACCAUCGCCGCCGCCCGGAAGAAGAUGACAAUGCAGGAUAUGAUUGCAAACGAUGUUUGUCGAUUUGCGGGAGCAAAUUUUACGAGUGUCCGAUGGUUGAUGAUCGAGACUGUGGGUUCAGGCUCGAUCUCCCGUGCGCCCUGUCCAUCACGGUCUUACAUAGGAGCCACGAGCACAGUGUUGGUUAGUGAAGCAGAGUUCACGGAUCUACUUCGUCUGCCGAUGGAAAACGAGCACGCUAGCGCGAUGCCGCAUAUUAUGAAAACCAAGGCACACGCGUACCCGUCGUUUUGUCUCGGCAGUACUACGACGAGUCACGAUCAUCCAAUUAGUUCUAUGACUAGCAAUUCAUCCUCACUUACUCAACUUUCGAGUAUGAGCGAAUCGUUUUCAUUAGAAACUAUCAGAGUACACGAGCAUCCCUUGAUCUAUCACGAUCGUAAUGACAUAGUUCGUGUUUGCAAUGCCUGCACUCAAAUUAUCCUUCCACCCGAUCCAUUUUACAGUUGCGCACAUAAUAAUAAUAAUAAUAAUAAUAAUAAUAAUACGUGCAAAGAUUUCUCUCUGCACAGCUGUUGUUACAGUUUUCCAAAAACUUUUGGGUCCUACCAUACCGGCUACUGUUCGUUUAGACCAAAGGUAGCCACAAAACCCUUCGCCAUAUUCGAGUGUGUGGUUUGCAAGCACAAAUGCAACGGGUCCGCUUACUAUAUCCAAGGAGGAGAGGAAAAGUAUAUGGAUGUGGUGUGUGCCUUAAUGCCUCACUUGAUCAUGCACGGUGCCCACGGGAAGGCCCACAUUCUUCAAGGGAGGUGGGAAGUUGGCGAGUUCUACCAACAUCUUGUGAGAUCAACAUGUAAAUGCUGCCACGAAAAAUUCAACGAAGAUACGAUAACUUCAUAUACGUGUAGCAAUUGUCGUAGCUUCUCCAUCCACCCGCACUGCGCUUUUCUCCCGGAAACGGUCACCCACAAAUUCGACCGACACCCUUUGAAGCUAAUCACAAGCUCGAGCAGAGGAGAAGAAGAAGAAAACAGGCUUUGCGAGAAUUGCGAAAAGGACAUGGAUUUGGGAAAAUGGCACUACGGAUGCGAAGAAUGUGAACAAUAUUUUCACGCAAACUGCAUUCCUUGUCUCGAUCGUCUGUCAAAGAUUAAGUUCGGUUUUGAGGUUUCGGUCGGAUUCCAUGAGUGUCCGGUUGCCUGCGUUCGGGCUGUUUCGGUCGAUGGAUACCCGUGUGGCCAUUGUGGGAAAAGCAUAAGGGAGAGUGAUGAUAUAGCAUUUGAAUGCUCCAAGUGUUAUUUCAGGAUGCAUCAAGGGUGUGUCCAGGAGCUUAUGAUAAAGACUUAA
Striga asiatica is the source of this 1596-nucleotide messenger RNA. The record is from the annotation of a GenBank genome assembly. NCBI's taxonomy places the organism in Eukaryota, Viridiplantae, Streptophyta, Magnoliopsida, Lamiales, Orobanchaceae.